CGAUGUGCGCCUACAGUUUCCAAGCCGCAUCGAGUAGAAGAAGACUUCAUCAGCUGACAGCCGCGCACAGUAUUCAUAUACCAUGCCAGGAAGAGCAGGUGGACUCAGUGGGUUUGCUCAGAUAACGGACUGUUUGUACAUCGGCAACAGCAAAACAGCAAGCGACUCUUCGGUCAUUCGUUCACUCAACAUUACAUGUGUCAUUAACGCAACUCAGGACGUAAGCAACACAAACAUUCCCACUGUGGAUUACAUGCACGUGCCUGUCUCUGAUGAUCCCGAAUCCAGACUCUGUGACUAUUUUGAUACCGUUGCUGAUAAGAUACAGCAUGUCAGUGAUGAAGACGGACGCGUGCUGCUUCACUGUAACGCAGGCGUCAGUCGCUCGGCGACGCUGUGUCUGGCGUAUCUGAUGAAGCACCGCUGUCUGACGUUAGCGGAGGCGCACGCGCUGCUCAAAUCACUCAGACCCAUAGUGAGACCCAACAGCGGCUUCUGGAGGCAGCUGAUCGAGUACGAGCUCAAAUUACAUGGCAAAAAUACAGUCAGUAUGAUAAACUCGCCUGUCGGACACAUUCCAGAUCUGUAUGAGAGAGAAACAAGAGGCUUGAUUCCACUUUAGGAAAUGGGUUACCAACCGUGAUAUCUUUGUGCUUCCUGUCAUUUCAUUCAUAUUUGAAUGAUUUUGAACAUUUUUGUAGUGGAUUUAUGUAUUGUAUUUUUGGCUGAAAUUGUUUUUUUUAAUAAUAAAGCUUUUGAUGAUGUGCAAUAAAAUGCCACAAGAUGGCAGAAGAUUUCUAGUAGGGCACAUUUAAUGUUAUCAUGGACUCGUAUUUUGGCCAGAAGCAACAGUUUAAAGUUAAAACUUCUUAAUGAUAGAUUCGUUUCUUACAAACACAAAGCCUUUGGCUUCACAAGACGGUACCUGAUGGAUUGGAGACAGUCUUGGAUUACUUGUGGAUUAUUGUGAUGUUUUUAUCAGCUCUUUGGACUCUCAUUCUGAUGGCACCCAUUCACUGCAGAGCAUCCAAUGGUGAGCAAGUGAUGUAACUGACUUCAUACAGCCACUAAAUAUCAUCUUAGGACCAUAUU
Messenger RNA from Sinocyclocheilus anshuiensis, 1092 nucleotides. Its product is annotated as dual specificity protein phosphatase 18. The record is from RefSeq and is a predicted model, not a curated record. Gene Ontology annotation, biological process: peptidyl-tyrosine dephosphorylation. NCBI's taxonomy places the organism in Eukaryota, Metazoa, Chordata, Actinopteri, Cypriniformes, Cyprinidae. Gene Ontology annotation, molecular function: protein tyrosine phosphatase activity; MAP kinase tyrosine/serine/threonine phosphatase activity. The coding region runs from base 83 to 622 and encodes 179 amino acids. Gene Ontology annotation, cellular component: cytoplasm. The transcript is spliced from 2 exons.